This is a messenger RNA of Closterium sp. Naga37s-1, 3849 nucleotides long. The record is from the annotation of a GenBank genome assembly. Lineage: Eukaryota; Viridiplantae; Streptophyta; Zygnematophyceae; Desmidiales; Closteriaceae.
AUGGAAAGGGAUGGUUCCGCGGGGAAAGCAGAGCCUUUUCACCAGGCAGGGGCGCGGGAGCAAUCAGGCGCAGGCGCAGCUGCGCGGACGGGAGCGCAGCAAGGGGCGCGGGGAUCACACUCGGGGGCUUGGGCUGGGCAACCGGGGGAAUGGGCGAGGGAGGCGGGGGCGGGGUGGGACGGGGACUGGCUGGGGGAGGCGCGGAGGCGCGCGGGGCCGUGGGAGGGGCGGCCAUUGGCGGUGGUGAGUCUGUUCGACGGGUGCGGCGCCAUCUGGCAGGCGCUGCACGACUGCGGCAUUCCGUUCACUGGCGUCAGCUCUGAAAUCGUGAGUGCAGAGCCGCUGGGUGCGUUGCUGGGUGUGGUGCACGCUGGGUGUGGUGCACGCUGGGUGUGGUGCACGCUGGGUGUGGUGCACGCUGGGUGUGGUGCACGCUGGGACCCAUUCGCAGUGGUGGUACAGCAGGACCCAUUCGCAGCGGAGGUGGUGAGGCACAGGUGGCCAGCCGUGCAGCACGUGGGGGAUAUCACCGCCCUCACACCCACCACCAUCCACUCCGCCCUCGCUGCCGCUGCUGCUGCUGCUAGUUGUGCCACUGCUGGCGCCACUGCUGGUGCUGGUGCUGCUGCCUCCGCUGCCAACACCAAAGAGCUUCGACCGAGAAAGUGCAAGGAAGCUUCACCGAAUGUUCCCGCUGGCGUCCAUGUGGACCUGCUAGUGGGCGGCUUUCCUUGUCAGGAUCUGAGCAGCAUGAACCGAAACAGGGUGGGGCUGCACGGCCCGCGCAGUGGCCUCUUCUUCCACCUCCUGCGCCUCAUUCAACAGCUCUCGCCCAGAUGGUUUCUGGUUGAAAACGUGGCGAGCAUGCAGUGGAUGGAUCGCGAUGAGAUCUCCAAGUAUCUGGGAGUGCCACCCGUCUGCAUCGACUGCGCCGACCUCACCGCACAGGCGCGGCGGCGGCUGUUUUGGACCAACCUGCCGCUGCCAGCUCAGAUGCCGCCCGUGCGCUGCCACCCGUCCACACUGCUGCAGAGCAAGCUGUGCAAUGCGAUCGCCACUGAAGACAAGUGCGGGCCAAUCAUGAAGACCAAUUACCGCACAGCUGGCAAGGGCCGCACCAAUCAGGUCAUCUGCCUGCGAUCCCAUGCCGCCCGCUUCUUCCUUUCCCACGAGAUCGAGAGAAUCUUUGGAUUCCCGCCCGGAUACACCAAGAUCCCCGCCGCCCGGUUCGCUGCUAUCAAGGUGGGAAGGAGAGGGGCGACAGGGGGGAAAGCAGGGGCGGGGAAGGGGCAAGAAAAUGGUACAGGGAAUUGGGAGUCUGCUGGGGCUGAUUGGUUGAGAGGUGAGGAAAGGGAGGAGGAGAAAGAAGAUGUGAGGGAGGUGAAUAGCGAAGAAGGGGUGAAGAUCGAGAGAGGAGUGAUGAGUGAAGGAGUGAGGAGGGAGAGGGGAGUGAAGAGUGAAGGAGGAGUGAGGAGGGAGAGGGGAGUGAAGAGUGAAGGAGGAGUGAGGAGGGAGAGGGGAGUGAAGAGUGAAGGAGGGGUGAAGGAAGUCGAUGCAGCAGUUCCCAGCGACCCCUCCGUUCCACCUUUCUCCCCUGUGCGAGUGCUGAACAGAGCAGUGUUUGAUGGGGUGAGGGAGGUAAGAGAGGAGGAGGGAGAGGAAGCGGAGGUGAGGGAGGUUAAGGAGGGGGAGGUGAGGGGGGUGAGGGAGGUGAGUGCAUGCAUUGCUGGGGGAGAUGGAGGAAAGGGAGGUGCUGAGGGGUUUGAUGUGGUGGGAAGAGAUGGUGGGAAGUGGGUGUUGGGCGUUGCAGCAAAGGCGUCUGGAGAGAGGGGAAAACACAAGGGCGGAGAGGCGAGGAGGUGGGUGGAGGGGAAGAGGAAUGGAGUGGCGAAUGGAGAGAGGGAGGGAGGUGGAGGAAAGAGGAGGAGAGUCUGGAAGGGGCGAGAUGGAGGAGAGUUGCAGGGUGCGGCUAGGUGUGAUGCGGUGAGAAGCGGUGAUUGUGUGGAUGCUGAUGGUGAUGAGGGUGAUGAUGGUUUUGAUGGUUAUCAUGGUGGUGCUGCUGCCAAUGGUGCUUCAGGAUUGAAGAGUGAGAAUGCGGUGAAGAGUGGUGACGUUGGGGUGUUGAAGGAGGACAAUGCGGUGGAGAACGGUCAUGCCACGGAUCAUGAAGAUAGUGAAGACGAUGUGGUUGAAGUGCCACCAUCGGUAUUGGGGGACGAAAAGGUUGGAGAAAAGAAGGGCAGAAGGGAGGACGGAGGAGGCCAGGCCAAGGCAAGGGAGGACGGAGGAGGCCAGGCCAAGGCAAGGGAGGACGGAGGAGGCCAGGCCAAGGCAAGGGAGGACGGAGGAGGCCAGGCCAAGGCAAGGGAGGACGGAGGAGGCCAGGCCAAGGCAAGGGAGGACGGAGGAGGCCAGGCCAAGGCAAGGGAGGACGGAGGAGGCCAGGCCAAGGCAAGGGAGGACGGAGGAGGCCAGGCCAAGGCAAGGGAGGACGGAGGAGGCCAGGCCAAGGCAAGGGAGGACGGAGGAGGCCAGGCCAAGGCAAGGGAGGACGGAGGAGGAGCCAAGGCAAGCGAACACUCUUCUCCUGCUGCUGGUGAUGGUGCGUCUGCUGCUGCACCGGCUGCUGCUGGCGGCAGCACGGGGAGGUCGCUGCGAGCGCGGCCUAGCAUUGGAUUCUACAGCGAGGCAGAGCUCAUGAGGAGGGGCGUGCAACAGCAGCCCCAAGAGACGAGGCGGAGGCGGAGUGGGGCCAGUGAGAGGGCGAGCGGGAGGGCGGACGGGAUGAGUGGGAGGGAGGAGACUUGUCGGUGGGAUGAGAGUAAGCAGGAGGAGCUGCAGGAGAGGGACCGAUGGGGCCUACUCGGGAACUCGUUUCCGGUGGCCGUGAUAUCAUACCUGCUCACGCCGCUGCUGUCCCCCUCGCUGCGCCUCUCCGCUCCUCCGUGUGCGCUGCCUGCCUGUGUGCCGCCCCAUGUCACCCGCGCCAAGUGCGCCCUCAUGGUGCCGGGGGAGGUAUGGGCGGCAUACAGCUGGUCCAAGCUACCCAAUUGGUACGCGCUGAUCCUCUCCGUGGAGGGCGGCAGAUUCGACAUCGAGUCGCUGCGCAAGCCGACUCCUCUCUGCAUCACCUACCGGUACUUCUAUCUUGUAGACGCUCAAUCAGCUGGGCAUCCUGCAAAUGGGAAGCGGGAAGAGAGGGAGGAGAGCGAGAGUGGUGACGAGGAGGAAGAGGAAGAGGACGAUGAGGAUGAGGAGGGAGACGAGUACAAGGGCGAGGGGGAGGACGAGCACACGUGGCAUGGAGCAGGGCUGUAUGAGAUGGAGCAGGAGACGCACACGGCCACCAGCCUCACUGUCUUCAGCCACAGGGUGCGGAGGGUGCGCAGGGUAGCAGGCGGGGCGGGCAGGAGUGUGCACGCGGUGUAUCCGCAGCCAGGCACCGUGUGGGCGCUCAAGUGGCCCUUCAAACGGGACUUCUCCCUCGUUUACGUGGUAACCAGCAGCAUCGAGUUCAACCCUCGCAGCCUAUCCUCCCCAUCGCCCUCCUCCCACCCCUCCCCAACCACAUCCCCCUCUCUCCAACCCUCCCCCACCCCUUCCCGAGCCCCUCCCGCCUCCCCUACCGCUUCCCGAGCCUCCAUCCGAGCCUUCAGUGCGACGGUGCGGGCGCUGGUGCGGCGGCGCAGUGUGAAGAUGGGGGUGGGCAUGGAUCCGCUGUGGGGGGUGCACGAGCACGAGUGGCAGGUGGACGAUCUCUCUGCCUUCGCCUUUGAGGCGCCCUUCCACUUCCACAGCGACCGCCACACCCUCGUGGUGGAGCCACAGACCCACAAGGAGCCCGAGUAG